Molecule: messenger RNA, 4669 nt
Organism: Mauremys mutica (yellowpond turtle)
Lineage: Eukaryota; Metazoa; Chordata; Testudines; Geoemydidae
Product: mucin-5AC-like
Exons: 4
Coding region: 95-4669 (1524 amino acids)
Source: RefSeq, a predicted model, not a curated record
UGAAACAUCGACAUUUCAACCUAUUACUGUAACAACUGAAGUGCCUUUUACUUCACUCGAUGUCACUGUCAGCUCACAACACUCUACUAAUGGAAUGAUGACAGUUUAUGCAGCCUCAGAAAGCGGGAUGAUUGUUGCUGGUACAGAUGGUUUUAGAGCAGAACUGGGAAAUACUCUGACCAGUGUUCCUCAAACUCCAUCCAGCAGAAGUGGCAGCAUUACUUCACCAGCUGAGAAAACUGGAAGCUCCUCUGUCACCAGUACUGUAGCUGAGAUAUCAACGACCAUCGGCACCCAUGCUGCAGAAAAGCUGAUUAUAUCUUCCUCUGUCACCAGUCCCCCAGAGAUUCAAGCUGCAGAGAGUUCUUCGACUACGGAGACCUACAUUACUACAUUAAAGACAACUUCCGAAGCAAAAACUACAGCAAUAACGAGAACAGAGACACUUUCACAGACAAACACAGUUCCUGAAAGCACAGUUCUAUACACCUCAAUUAUAACUGACACAUCCACAUCUCCUAUAGAGACCACAUCUACAACAGAGAGGACAACAAUAACUAGUAACACUGGAGCUGAAGAGACAACCACGCUUCCCCUUCUUAAAACUUCAGAACCUGGGAGCACAGCUACAGCCACCUCAACUUUUCCAGAGACCUCCACAACUCCUGUAGAAACCCCAACCCCAACAGAGAGGACAACAAGAACUAGUACCACUGGAGCUGAAGUGACAACCACAAUUUCCCUCCCUGCAACUUCACAAGCCGAAAGCACAACUGCAGCCACCUCAACUGCUCCAGAAACAACCACAGUUCUGCAAGAGACCACUUCCCCAGCUGAGAGUACACUAAUAAUUAGUACUUCUACAGUAGAAGGGACAAACACCCUUCCCCUUCUUAGCACUUCACAACCUGAAACCAGUGCUGCAGCCACCUCUACCACAGGAAUAACCUCCACCUCUCCUCUAGAGACGACAUCUGCAGCUCAAACUACAGCAAUGACUAGCAGCACUAGAAGGGAGGAGACAACCACGCUUCCUCUUCCGAAAGCUUCAGAACCUGGGAGCACAGCUACAGCCACCUCAACUUUUCCAGAGACCUCCUCAACUCCUGUAGAAACCACAACCCCAACAGAGAGGACAACAAGAACUAGUACCACAGGAGCUGAAGUGACAACCACAAUUUCCCUCCCUGCAACUUCACAACCUGAAAGCACAACUGCAGCCACCUCAACUGCUCCAGAAACAACCACAGUUCUGCAAGACACCACUUCCCCAGCUGAGACUACACCAAUAAUUAGUACUUCUACAGUAGAAGGGACAACCACCCUUCCCCUUCUUAGCACUUCACAAUCUGAAACAACUCCUGCAAACACCUCUACAAUAGCAAUAACCUCAACCUCUUCUCUAGAGACGACUUCUGCACCUCAAACUACAGCAAUGACUAGUAGCACUAGAAGUGAAGAGACAACCACGAUUCCCCUUCUUACAACUUCAGAACCUGAGAGCACAGCUACAGCCACCUCAACUUUUCGGGAGACCUCCACAACUCCUGUAGAAACCACAACCCCAACAGAGAGGACAACAAGAACUAGUACCACUGGAGCUGAAGUCACAACCACAAUUUCCCUCCCUGCAACUUCACAAGCCGAAAGCACAACUGCAGCCACCGCAACUGCUCCAGAAACAACCACAGUUCUGCAAGAGACCACUUCCCCAGCUGAGAGUACACUAAUAAUUAGUACUUCUACAGUAGAAGGGACAAGCACCAUUCCCCUUCUUAGCACUUCACAACCUGAAACCAGUGCUGCAGCCACCUCUACCACAGGAAUAACCUCCACUGCUCCUCUAGAGACGACAUCUGCAGCUCAAACUACAGCAAUGACUAGCAGCACUAGAAGUGAGGAGACAACCACGCUUCCUCUUCCGACAGCUUCAGAACCUGGGAGCACAGCUACAGCCACCUCAACUUUUCCGGAGAUCUCCACAACUCCUGUAGAAACCACAACCCCAACAGAGAGGACAGCAAUAACUAGUACCACUGGAGCUGAAGUGACAACCACCAUUUCCCUCCCUGCAACUUCACAACCUGAAAGCACAACUGCAGCCACCUCAACUGCUCCAGAAACAACCACAGUUCUGCAAGAGAUCACUUCCCCAGCUGAGACUACACCAAUAAUUAGUACUUCUACAGUAGAAGGGACAAGCACCCUUCCUCUUCUUAACACUUCACAAUCUGAAACCACUCCUGCAGCCACCUCUACCAUAGGAAUAACCUCCACCUCUCCUCUAGAGACAACUUCUGCACCUCCAAUUACAGCAAUGACUAGCAGCACUAGAAGCGAGGAGACAACCACGCUUCCUCUUCCGACAGCCUCAGAACCUGGGAGCACAGCUACAGCCACCUCAACAUUUCGGGAGACCUCCACAACUCCUGUAGAAACCACAACCCCAACAGAGAGAACAACAAUAACUAGUACCACUGGAGCUGAAGUGACAACCACACUUUCCCUUCCUUCAACUUCACAAUCUGAAAGCACAACUGCAGCCACCUCAACUGCUCCAGAAACAACCACAGUUCUGCAAGACACCACUUCCCCAGGUGAGAAUACACCAAUAAUUAGUACUUCUACAGUAGAAGGGACAACCACCCUUCCCCUUCUUAGCACUUCACAAUCUGAAACCACUCCUGCAAACACCUCUACCAUAGCAAUAACCUCCACCACUUCUCUAGAGACGACUUCUGCACCUCCAACUACAGCAAUGACUAGCAGCACUAGAAGCGAGGAGACAACCACGCUUCCUCUUCCGACAGCUUCAGAACCUGGGAGCACAGCUACAGCCACCUCAACUUUUCCGGAGACCUCCACAACUCCUGUAGAAACCACAACCCCAACAGAGAGGACAACAAGAACUAGUACCACUGGAGCUGAAGUGACAACCACACUUUCCCUUCCUUCAACUUCACUACCUGAAAGCACAACUGCAGGCACCUCAACUGCUCCAGAAACAACCACAGUUCUGCAAGAGACCACUUCCCCAGCUCAGACUACACCAAUAAUUAGUACUUCUACAGUAGAAGGGACAAGCACCCUUCCUCUUCUUAACACUUCAAAAUCUGAAACCACUCCUGCAGCCACCUCUACCAUAGGAAUAACCUCCACCUCUCCUCUAGAGACAACUUCUGCACCUGCAACUACAGCAAUGACUAGUAGCACUAGAAGUGAAGAGACAAAAACGCUUCCCCUUCUUACAACUUCAGAACCUGGGAGCACAGCGAUAGCCACCUCAAUGUUUCCAGAGACCUCCACAACUCCUGUAGAAACCACAACCCCAACAGAGAGGACAACAAGAACUAUUACCACUGGAGCUGAAGUCACAACCACAAUUUCCCUCCAUGAAACUUCACAAGCCGAAAGCACAACUGCAGACACCGCAACUGCUCCAGAAACAGCCACAGUUCUGCAAGACACAACUUCCCCAGCUGAAAGUACUCCAAUAAUUAGUACUUCUACAGUAGAAGGGACAAGCACCCUUCCCCUUCUUAGCACUUCACAACCUGAAACCACUCCUGCAGCCACCUCUACCACAGGAAUAACCUCCACCUCUCCUCUAGAGACGACAUCUGCAGCUCAAACUACAGCAAUUACUAGCAGCACUAGAAGCGAGGAGACAACCACGCUUCCUCUUCCGACAGCUUCAGAACCUGGGAGCACAGCUACAGCCACCUCAACUUUUCCGGAGAUCUCCACAACUCCUGUAGAAACCACAACCCCAACAGAGAGGAUAACAAGAACUAGUACCACUGGAGCUGAAGUGACAACCACACUUUCCCUUCCUUCAACUUCACUACCAGAAAACACAACUGCAGGCACCUCAACUGCUCCAAAAACAACCACAGUUCUGCAAGAGACCACUUCCCCAGCUGAGACUACACCAAUAAUUAGUACUUCUACAGUAGAAGGGACAAACACCCUUCCCCUUCUUAGCACUUCACAACCUGAAACCAGUGCUGCAGCCACCUCUACCAUAGGAAUAAUCUCCACCUCUCCUCUAGAGACGACAUCUGCAGCUCAAACUACAGCAAUGACUAGCAGCACUAAAAGUGAGGAGACAACCACGCUUCCUCUUCCGACAGCUUCAGAACCUGGGAGCACAGCUACAGCCACCUCAACUUUUCCGGAGACCUCCACAACUCCUGUAGAAACCACAACCCCAACAGAGAGGACAACAAGAACUAGUACCACUGGGGCUGAAGUGACAACCACCAUUUCCCUCCCUGCAACUUCACAACCUGAAAGCACAACUGCAGCCACCUCAACUGCUCCAGAAACAACCACAGUUCUGCAAGAGACCACUUCCCAAGCUGAGACUACACCAAUAAUUAGUACUUCUACAGUAGAAGGGACAAGCACCCUUCCUCUUCUUAACACUUCAAAAUCUGAAACCACUCCUGCAAACACCUCUACCAUAGGAAUAACCUCCACCUCUCCUCUAGAGACAACUUCUGCACCUGCAACUACAGCAAUGACUAGUAGCACUAGAAGUGAAGAGACAACCACGCUUCCCCUUCUUACAACUUCAGAACCUGAGAGCACAGCUACAGCCACCUCAACUUUUCCGGAGACCUCCACAACUCCUAAACAACUUCUGCACCUCAAACUACAGCAAUGA